GCCUCCCUAUGCAGCACCCCAAACCCUUCUACGCACCCACAGCUCCCCAAGAAGGCUUCAGUCCCCGGGGCCUGGAUGCCACUGAUGGGCUGGACAGCCAGCCCACUCCUGCCUGCACAGAGCCUCUGUCCGCUGUUCCUCCAACCUGUACCACCCCCCAACCCCGGAGAAGGAGGUGUUCCCAACCCCUCCAGCAGGUACUGGCCUCGGGCCAACCCUUGAGGACUGGGGAGUGGGCGGGGCCAUCCCAUCCCCACCCCUAACUCUAGAUGGCUUCUCACUCCAAAGCAAGGCCAGUGUCCCUCAUCCCCUCGAGGGGGCCUUGACAGUAAGGCAGCCCUAUGACUCUUGUCCCUCAGUCAGUCCCCAAAGCCAGGUCUGUGUCUCCAGUCCCCCAUCCCCCCCCGAUGAGCCCCCAAAGCACAUCCUGGGUCCCCAGACUGGUAGAUAAACCCCCAGAGGCAAAGCCUAUAUCAUCAUCCCCCAAAUGGACCCCAGGGUUGGUCGUGUCCUGUGUCCCCCUGAUGUGCCCCCCAGGCAGGUCCCAGGACCGCCCCUCUGAGGGCCACCCUCCUGGCCACAGGUUUCCAGAUGGCGCCCUGUGGGUGCUUCUUUGACCCCCGCAUCUACCGAAUCGAGUGGGCCGCCACCGACUUCGGCCAGUCAUCCCUGUACAAGCUGGUGGCCGUGGGCGAUGGGGGGCCAGCUGGGGCCCCCACCUCACCAGGCACUUACCUCCUGGAGCCCCAGCACUACCUCAAGGCCCCGGUGCCGCCCCCACCGCCCCCACCAUACCCCCACUACCAGCCACCACCCCCUGGGGGCCCCCAGUACCUCCUGCCGUACUUCCCGCCUGAGGGGCCGGGGCCCGAGACCGUGGGCUUCAUGGGGGACGGGGGGCCGCCCAGCUUUGUGGAGCUGCCCCGGCCCUUGAUCAAGGAGGGCCUGGCGCCACCACCACCCCCCAAGGAGAGCAAGCUGCCCCCGCUGCUCAUCACGCUGCCCGCCGAGACCGCACUGCCCCCAGGCACCUACAGCCACCUCAAGGGCCGCCUGAGCCAACUGCACGGGCCUGGGGAGCCCUUGACCUUCCCAGUCAAGGAGCCGCCCCCCAGCCCGCUGUACCCACCCGUCCCCGCUGAACCCAAGGCAGCCAAUGCCGAGGUGGCCCCACUGGGGGCGGGCGAGGCCAGGACCCCCGAGGUGGCCCAGGCCUUCGCGCUGCCCGAGAAGGUGCUGCUGGAGGAUGCAAUGAAGCUCUUCGACUGCCUGCCGGGCAGUGCUGAGCCCGAAGGGGCCCCACGCAAGCCCCUGGGGCCUGGGCCAGCCCUGCCCGACAGCGGGGGCGGCGGUGACGACUCCUCUGGUGACAUCUGCUCGCUGCACCUGCCGGAUGAGCUGCUGUCCUUCGACUACAGCGUGCCCGAGAUCCUGGACACUGUCUCCAACGUGGACUACUUCUUCAACUUUAAGGCACUGGACGAGGAGCCGCUGCCCCGUCCGGGGCCCCCUGCCACCAACGCCACAGCCUCUGCCCCCAGGGCCGAGCCCCCUGGCAAGAGGAAGGCAGGCAGUUCCACCACCAAGAAGGGGCAGCAGGGCAGCAAGGGCAAGCAGGCCACGGGUCCCACGACUGCUGCCUCCUCAGGGCCCCGGCAGGACCUGGGAGCCACCCCCCAUUAAAGCGGAUUUGACCUCUCAGUGCUGUAUCCGCCCAGUGGCAUCAGGGCUGUCCCCACAUCCUCCCUGUUGUACAGUGGGCCCAGACCAUGGGGUGAGGCCCUGCAGAACCCCGAGGGUGCUGGACUUACAGAGCAGAGUGGGGGAGCCCUAGAUUCAGAUUUGGGAUUCUAAAUCUAGCCACAGAGAAUCCACGUCAGCCGGCACUUUGGAGAGGUGGGAACUGCAAGAAUUUCACUUCUGUGUUUGGGAAAGUCAGGGCUGCCCAGAGAUGAGCAGGGACUGGCCUGGAGACACAGCAAAUGCGGGAGUUAGGGAGUGGCCUGCAUAUCCCCAACCAUCCCUCUGAAGCACUAUGAGUGGGAGGGGGGAAGGCCUUAGAGAGGCCUGCGGGCUGGGGUCAGCCUCCACCCACCUGGCAGGGCAGGUGUCGCCAAUGGUGAAGGGGCGGGCCCCCACCCAUGUUCAUGCAGACAGCUGGGGUGUGGAGGUAGGUGCUGGUUGGAGGAGCGGCACCUGAGGCCUGAGGGUGGGGGCCGGGCAGGGAUGCAGGAGAUGGUGCCCACCUGGUACACGGGUGGCUGAGAACAGGCCCGCAUGUGAUGGGGCAUGCAGAGUGCACCUGCAGCCCAGGUGAGGCCCGAGGCCUGGGUGGGCGUGCCUGUUCCAAGAUGGGCAAGGGGCUGCGUCCCCUCAUUGGACCCAGCUGCGCGUGGCAGGCAUGGGGAGCCUGGGAUUUCAGUUCUCACACCUGUUCCCUCCUGCCUGGGCUCCUCCCGCUGCAUCUACAUGGCUCCCACCCCUGUGGGUCCCAGGCCAGGCUCUCUUCAGCCCUUCCCACUGGAGAGUCUGGAGCAGCUGCUGUCCAUACCCUCCCCUGAAAUACUCAAGGUGACCCUGAAGGGGGUGAUGUGCAAGGAGGUAAGGAGAGUUGAGGGCUUCCCUAGUGGCUCAGUGGUAAAGAAUCUACGUCAAUGCAGAAAACAAGCAUUUGACCCUGGGUCGGCAAGAUCCCCUAGAGACGGAAAUGGCAACCCACUCCUGUAUUCUUGUCUGGAGAAUCCCAUGGACAGAGGAGGGUGGCAGGCUACAGUCCAUGGGGUUCCAAAAGAGUCAGACACGACUUAGCAAGAAAACAAAUAAGGAGAGAUGGAGCACACCUCUGGAGUGGGCCAGCCCCGCCUGCUUCCCUCCCCUGCAGGAGUAAGGGCCCAGGUUCAGGGCUGCGUCUCAGGGGCUUUCACUCUUGGACUCUGCUGGGAAGCUGGGGGGCUUGACUGGGAUCCAGGAGAUGUCCGGGGUGGGGGAUGCCAUGUGGUGGCACCACAUCUCAAGCCUACAGGACUCGUGUCCCUGAAGCCUGUUCCAAGGCUCAGGGAGGUGGGGGCAGCCCUAAGUCUGCACCUGCACUUACCUGACUCUUCUCUGAAUGGGACAUGGGCCGAGAGCAGCCAGGAGCUCACUUCCCUCACCUCCCUUGGAGCCCUCCUCCCUGCAGCCGUAUUAACGGGUGUUUUUGAGACACACAUGAAGUGCCCCCAGUGACGGGGAGCCCCUGGCAAACAAGGUGGAUGCGAGGGGAGGUGCUUGGUUUUCUGUAAGAUUAAUGUGGACUGAGGAUUGUGAAGCACGGCAUCCCAUCUCGUGACCCCCCCCCCCAUCAGGCCUGGAGGGUGGAUGGGGCAGAGUAACUCAGCCUCUGAUGGUGGGACAAAAUGACUGGCCUGAACCUGGGCCCAUGUCAGUGAAACUACCGAGUCCUAACCACUGGACUGCAAGGGAAGUCCCCGUAUUAGGCAAUUUAAAUGACCAUGGCAUGGAGGGGGUGCUUCCCUGGGAGUGGUUAAGACUCCAAGCUUCUUCUCUGAGAUCUGCUCUUACUGAAGUGGAUCAGUGAUGAAAGUAGCCAAAUCUGAGCAUCAGAAGACCACCCAGUGUAUCUGAUGCAUGAUCUCUGUAGUUCUGAGAAGCAAAAGAAUAAUUUAAAAUAAGGGGUAUGAAGGGGUGUGUGUGUGUGUGUGUGUGUGUGUGUAGGUGACUGGAUAAUUAAGGGGCUUAUUGGUGGGUAAGUGAGAGUUGGUUGUGGGUGUGCUUGUAUGAAAGGCUGAUCAGUUCUGAGCAAUGAUGAAAAGAUUUUACUGCAGAACUUUAUAUAACUAUGAAGGUUUCUACACUUGAUCUGAGCUCA
Messenger RNA from Bubalus bubalis (water buffalo), 3868 nucleotides. RefSeq names its product proline rich 22 (gene PRR22). NCBI's taxonomy places the organism in Eukaryota, Metazoa, Chordata, Mammalia, Artiodactyla, Bovidae. The record is from RefSeq and is a predicted model, not a curated record. The coding region runs from base 592 to 1683 and encodes 363 amino acids. The transcript has 2 exons.